Messenger RNA from Leopardus geoffroyi (Geoffroy's cat), 5304 nucleotides. It is a transcript of the gene IGSF9, whose product is annotated as immunoglobulin superfamily member 9. Gene Ontology annotation, molecular function: protein binding. The transcript has 19 exons. The coding region runs from base 1638 to 5024 and encodes 1128 amino acids. The record is from RefSeq and is a predicted model, not a curated record. Gene Ontology annotation, biological process: cell-cell adhesion. NCBI's taxonomy places the organism in Eukaryota, Metazoa, Chordata, Mammalia, Carnivora, Felidae.
GGAGCCCUUGGUGGGGAGACCAGACGGGUGAGGGCAUGGGGAGGGGGCGCGGUGGGCAGAAGAGUUGGAAGAUCAUAGGGACAGCAGAGGAAUGCUGGGGAAACCCGGGUUACUGGGGUGCUCGGAAAGCUGAGCCGCGAGGGAACUGGGGCUCCCAUCCGUUUGGGAGAAGCUCUGUCGGGGAAGAAUGGGAGAGCCCGCCGCGGGCAGAGGGAAGCCAGGGGAAGGUUUGCUGGUGAGUCGUGCGGAGUUACAUACGCGGGGCCAUUAAGUAGAGGCAGGGGUCGGGCUGAGAGACACGGUGGGGGAGGGCGGGAUGCUUUACAGCCAGUCUGGGACUGGGAGGCCGGAGCGGGGUGGAGGCCAGAGCAGAGUCCGCUGGGAUCUGCGGGGCCCAAGGCCGCAGCAGUCCCGCCCCCAGCCCACUGUGACCACCCUCUGGGGCCCACAGGAGUUCCUACCCUGCGCACCCCAGGGCUCACUUUGUACUCACUAGGGACUGGCAGGCUUCCGGCUUCAGGGACCAUGCCUCUAGGGCUGGGGAAGGGAAAGCCUGGCAAAGUCUGGGCCCCGAGGACACUGGAGGAGAGCGAAUGGGAAGCUUUGGGGUGAGGCACUCGGGUCGUGCUGCCUGGCGGAGCGAGGGCUGCUUGGCAGCAUCAUGAAGGGAGAGUGGUGCCAGCUGCCUGUCCCGGGACCUGCCCAGGCCUGGAGGGUGCCAUCCCGGCCCCCAAUUCCAGCAGGUGGGGGAGGCAUCUCCUCUCCCCGCUGCCUGACUCAGUCACUGCUAAAGCAGUGUUGGGAGGCUGAGUGGAGAAAGAGAUACGGCGUCCCUCCCCAGCUUCCAGGAGUCACAGAGGCUGGGGAGGUGGGCAAGGGAUUGUGUGCGUGGGUUCCCUGGGGGCCGCUUUCUGGGGGUUCCCGCCCAGGUUUUGCCCUUCACUGGCUCUGUGCCCCUGAGCAAGCCCUGAGCAGGGUCCUUAUUUGUCACUGUGGGGUGAAGGAGUGAUCCUGGUUCUCCCUGGCGAUCUGCUACUUGUUAUCAGCAUCAGGACUAGGGAAAGAACAGAGAAGAGCCUGAGCCAUGGGGACCCUUCAUUUCCCAUUUUCUGACAAAUCUUUUUCCAAGCUCAGCUUUCCAGGCACAUCAGUAACCCGGGUUUCCCCAGAAGGCUCUUCAGAUCUUUCCAACUCCUCUGCCCCACCCUCCCCGUGUCCUCCCCUGUCAGGUCUCCCCACCCAGUGCUCCCUGGUUCUCCCAGAGCCCCCACCCCGGCCCUUAUCCCCCAGGGCGGCAAGAUCUCUGGUAUCUGCGUCCCUCCCCUGCUUCUCUGCUCUCCUCUCUCUUCGUUUGCUCUCCUGGCCUGUCUCUGACCGUGGGGUUUCUUCUGGUUCCCAGUAUUGGCCCACUCGACAUGUUGCCUUGCGUUUUGUGUUUAGAUCUGGUGGUGCUCCAGGGAGCGGCUGCAUCAGGUGUUACGUGAGCCAAGCCCUAACCGUGCAGAAGAGUGAGAGCUGAAACCUGCUACCGCAUCAGAAGGCAUCCCUCCCGGGGCUUGCUGGGCUGUGGACACCUCCCGGGCCCCUCCGUCUGGGCCCCGUGGAUAGGAGGGGCCGGCCGAGCAGGCAGCUGGGCUAUGGUUUGCUGCCUCGGUCUGGCCGUCCUCAGCCUGGUCAUCAGCCAGGGGGCUGACGGUCGAGGGAAGCCUGAGGUGGGGUCAGUGGUGGGCCGGGCUGGCGACAGUGCGGUGCUGGGCUGUGACCUGCUGCCCCCGGCUGGCCGGCCCCCGCUCCAUGUCAUCGAGUGGCUGCGCUUUGGAUUCCUGCUCCCCAUCUUCAUCCAGUUCGGCCUCUACUCUCCCAGAAUUGACCCCGAUUACGUGGCACCCCCUCAAUUCCUGGAGACCCCUCCCCAGGUGCUGGAAGUUCAGGAACUGGAGCCUGUGACCCUGCGUUGUGUGGCCCGUGGCAGCCCACAGCCUCAUGUGACUUGGAAGCUCCGAGGACAGGAUCUUGGCCAGGGCCAGGGCCAGGUGCAAGUGCAGAAUGGGACGCUGUGGAUCCGGCGGGUGGAACGCCGCAGCUCUGGGGUCUACACCUGUCAAGCCUCCAGCACUGAGGGCAGUGCCUCCCACGCCACCCAGCUGCUGGUGCUAGGCCCCCCGGUCAUCGUGGUGCCCCCCAAGAACAGUACGGUCAAUGCCUCCCAGGAUGUUUCCUUGGCCUGCCGGGCUGAGGCGUACCCUACCAACCUCACUUAUAGCUGGUUCCAGGACAGCGUCAACGUGUUCCACGUUAGCCGCCUGCAGCCCCGAGUGCGGAUCCUGGUAGACGGGAGCCUGCGGCUGCUGGCCGCCCAGCCGGACGAUGCGGGCCGCUACACCUGCGUGCCCAGCAACGGCCUCCGUCGCCCGCCCUCGGCCUCUGCCUACCUCACUGUGCUCUACCCAGCGCAGGUGACAACGAUGCCUCCUGAGACCCCCCUGCCCGUAGGCAUGCGGGGGGUGAUCCGGUGCCCGGUCCGCGCCAACCCCCCACUGCUCUUCGUCAGCUGGACCAAGGAUGGGCAGGCCCUGCAGCUGGAUAAGCUCCCUGGCUGGUCCCAGGGCCCCGAGGGCUCCCUGGUCAUCGCCCUGGGGAACGAGGAUGCCCUGGGAGAAUACUCCUGCACCCCCUACAACAGUCUCGGUACUGCAGGGCCCUCCCCGGUGACCCGCGUGCUGCUCAAGGCUCCCCCAGCUUUUCUAGAACGACCUAAGGAAGAAUAUUUCCAAGAAGUAGGGCGGGAGCUACUCAUCCCCUGCUCUGCCCAGGGAGACCCCCCUCCUGCUAUCUCUUGGGCCAAGGUGGGCCGGGGGCCGCAGGGCCAGGCCCAGGUGGGCAGCAACAGUAGCCUCAUCCUGCGACCGCUGACCAAGGAGGCCCAUGGGCGCUGGGAGUGCACCGCUAGCAAUGCCGUGGCCCGAGUGGCUGCCUCCACACAUGUCUACGUCCUGGGCACCAGCCCACACGUUGUCACCAAUGUGUCCGUGGUGCCUUUGCCCAAGGGUGCCAAUGUCUCCUGGGAGCCCGGCUUUGAUGGUGGCUAUCUGCAGAGAUUCAGUGUCUGGUAUACCCCACUGGCCAAGCGUCCUGACCGAACCCACCACGACUGGGUGUCGCUGGCAGUGCCUGUGGGGGCUGCUUACCUCCUGGUGCUGGGGCUGCAGCCCCAUAUCCAGUACCAGUUCAGCGUCCUAGCUCAGAACAAGCUGGGGAGUGGGCCCUUCAGUGAGAUCGUCUUGUCUGCCCCCGAGGGGCUUCCCACCACGCCAGCUGCCCCCAGUCUUCCGCCCACUGAGAUGUCACCUGCCCUGUCACCUCCCCGAGGCCUGGUGGCAGUGAGGACACCCCGGGGGGUGCUCCUGCAUUGGGAUCCCCCAGAACUGGUCCCUAAAACACUGGAUGGCUAUGUCCUGGAGGGGCGGCAAGGCUCCCAGGGCUGGGAGGUGCUAGACCGGGCCGUGGCAGGCACAGAAAUGCAGCUGCUGGUACCUGGACUCAUCAAGGACGUUCUGUACGAGUUCCGCCUCGUGGCCCUCGCAGGCAGCUAUGUCAGCGAUCCGAGCAACACGGCCAACGUGUCCACUUCCGGCCUGGAGGUGUACCCCUCCCGCACGCAGCUGCCAGGCCUCCUGCCCCAGCCGGUCCUGGCCGGCGUGGUGGGCGGGGUCUGCUUCCUGGGCGUGGCUGUCCUCGUGAGCGUCCUGGCCGCCUGCCUGACCAACCGGCGCCGGGCAGCCCGCCGCCGCCGCAAGCGCCUCCGCCAAGAUGCGCCUCUUAUCUUCUCCCCGCCCGGGAAGUCAGCUCCGCACUCUGCUCCGGGUUCGGGCAGUCCUGACAGCGUGGCAAAGCUGAAGCUCCAGGGCUCCCCAGUUCCCAGCCUGCGCCAGAGUCUACUCUGGGGGGAGCCCGCUGGUCCCCCCAGCCCCCCUCCGGAUCCUCCACCUAGCCGGGGCCCCUUACCCCUGGAGCCCAUUUGCCGGGGACCAGACGGCCGCUUUGUGAUGGGACCCAGCGCCGGGACCCCCCAAGAAAGGUCAGGCUCUGAGCGAGCUGAACCUCGGACCCCAUCCCAGCACCAGGCCAGGUCCUAUGACUGCAGCAGCAGCAGCCCCAGUGGGAUGCCCCAGCCCCUCUGCAUUGCAGACAUCAGCCCUGUGGGGCCCCCUCCCGAGGUCCCGCCCAGCCCUCUGCCUGGUCCAGGACCCCUGCUUCAGUACCUGAGCCUGCCCUUCUUCCGGGAGAUGAAUGUGGACGGGGACUGGCCCCCUUUCGAGGAGCCCGGGCCUGCUCCACCCCCAGAUUACAUGGAUACCCGGCCCUGCCCCACCUCAUCUCUCCUUCAGCCCCUGGACUCCGCCACCGUGUCCCCCAGGGCAGCGCUUCCUGGGGCUGUGGUCGGGGCCGGGGCCACCCCAGAGCCCCUGUACACGGCCCUGGCCGACUGGACCCUGAGGGAACGGCUGCUGCCAAGCCUUCUCCCUGCCGCCCCUCGGGGUAGCCUCACCAGCCAGAGCAGCGGGCGGGGCAGCGCCUCGUUCCUUCGGCCCCCCUCCACAGCUCCCUCUGCGGGAGGCAGCUACCUCAGCCCUGCUCCGGGAGACACCGGCAGCUGGGCCAGUGGCCCUGAGAGGUGGCCCCGAAGGGAACACGUGGUGACAGUCAGCAAGAGGAGGAACACAUCUGUGGAUGAAAACUAUGAGUGGGACUCAGAAUUCCCCGGGGACAUGGAAUUGCUGGAGACUCUGCACCUGGGCGCGGCUGGCCCUCGACCCCGACCUGAAGCUGAGCCAGAGCUAGAUGUGAAGACUCCGGAGGAGGGUGGCCUCUUGAACGCUGCCCGUGCUUCUGGCCCCGAGGCCCGCUGUGCUGUCCUCCGGGAGGAAUUCCUAGCUUUCCGUCGCCGCCGCGAUGCCACUAGGGUCCGGCCACCGGUCUAUAGACAGCCAGUGCCCCACCCCGAACAGGCCACUCUGCUGUGAGAGCGCCUGAUAGGAGGCUGGGUGAAGGCACACAGAGCCUGCAGAGGGGAGGCCCCAGCAAGCCCUAGCUCCGGCCUGGAACACUGCUCCUGCAGCUCUGGUGGUGGUGGGCUUGGGUGGGCUUGCUAGGAGGUGUAUAUGCCGGGCCCCCGGAGUCCGGGGACUGGGACAGGGAUCUUAGAUCUGCCCGUGUGUGUGUGAGUGUGUGUGGUGACGGUGAUGGUGUUUGUGGUGUGGGUGAGGUUUUUUACAGGUGAAUAAAGAAAGUCUGACACAUGUU